This is a messenger RNA of Ochlerotatus camptorhynchus, 1245 nucleotides long. RefSeq names its product golgin subfamily A member 6-like protein 4. The transcript has 2 exons. The record is from RefSeq and is a predicted model, not a curated record. Lineage: Eukaryota; Metazoa; Arthropoda; Insecta; Diptera; Culicidae. Bases 1 to 1245 code for a protein of 414 amino acids.
AUGCCGAAGACGAAGGCUUCCGCUCCAGCAGUGCGAUGUGGCCUGUUUGAAGAUCCGGACGACGAAAGUAUGAUCGCAUGCGAUUUAUGCGAUAUGUGGUAUUACUACAAGUGUGUGCAUGUAGGAGAUUCAGUAGCGGAUCGUUCUUGGACCUGUCCAGGUUGCAGUGAAGAACUGCUUGCGGCCAGUACACCGGUUGGUCGACAAAAGAAUUCCGUUUCCUCACGUCGUUCGUCGAUCACGGUAAGCACCAGUGCAUCAGCCCGUGCAAUAAGAGCCGCUUUGGAAUUGCAGCAGUUGGAGGAUCGGAAGCGAUUGGAGUUGCAGCGGGUUCUCGAGGAGGAAGAGCGUCGAAAGCAAGAGGCGGAAUUGGAGAAAGCCCGCAUCGAGCAGGAGAAGCUGCAACGUGAGAUGGAGGCGCAACUCGAACGCCGUCGUUUGGACGAAGAACGUCAUCAGCAAGAACAAGAAAGGCUGCAGCGCAAAAGGGAGGCAGAACUGGAGCGAAAGCGGCUGGAAAACGAACGUCGGCAGCAGGAGCAGGAGCAAGCACUAGCGAAGAAGAAACUGGACGAUGAGAAAUCCCGUUCUGAAUUGCUCCGGAAGCUGGAGGAGAAGUAUCUCGCCGAAAAGUAUCGGAUUUUGAACGCCCAACUGGAAGGAUCAGUCCGUAGAUGUAGCUCAAUGAGCAGCAUUAGUUUCGAUCAAUCGUCUGAUGGAGCAAAAGCCCUUCCAGAUCACCAGAGCAGAGGAACCAAGAAGAUCGUCGAAAAAUCGAUCGUGCGCAGAAUGCCAAAAACGCAGAACGGGAAUGCCUGUAUAGGAUGCGGAUUGAAGAGAAGAAACGCCGUGAAGAGUUCCGGGUUCCGGGAGUUGGAGCAGAUGGGUUUUGCUGAAAAACACAAAACAUUGUACGCACCUCGCGCGCAAAGGGUAAAAGACUCGGUGGACAACCUCGAAAAGGAAAACUCCAACCCACCGGAGGUACUCUCAGUUCCCCUACCGAUGGAAAAAUCCGAACCUCCAAGGACCGAGGACAGCGUCCGCAUAUCCGGGAUGAUGGGCCGGGGCCCUCUGACCAUCGUGACCAGAGACAGCCUGAUAUUCCACGCAACAGGUCACCGGGUCUACCAAGGAUUCCCGAAGAAAAUCAUCCAAAUCCAGGUUCGAAUGCCCCUAGGGAAGGAACACGCCCAGACCAAUUACGGGCACCUACGCAACCCAAUCGCGGAGCAUUCGGCCUGA